Molecule: messenger RNA, 2733 nt
Organism: Prinia subflava (tawny-flanked prinia)
Lineage: Eukaryota; Metazoa; Chordata; Aves; Passeriformes; Cisticolidae
Gene: CD99
Product: CD99 molecule (Xg blood group)
Exons: 11
Coding region: 243-809 (188 amino acids)
Biological process (GO): homotypic cell-cell adhesion; T cell extravasation; positive regulation of neutrophil extravasation
Cellular component (GO): plasma membrane
Source: RefSeq, a predicted model, not a curated record
CCCUGCGGGCCCACAGUGAACACCCAGCUGCAGGAGGCCCCGGCAGCCGGGUCCCGGGGCUGUCCCACCCCCGCCGCGGGAAGGAGGGGCCCCGGGGCGCGGCGGCCCGACAGCGCUGGGGCGUGCCCGGGCCCGGGGCGGUGCCGCCUUUGCCGCCUCUGGAGCAGCAGCGGCCGUGCCGGGAGUGGCUGUCGGGAAGGCCGUGCAGUGUGUCUGUCAGUGAGUUUGUGGCACGGGCAGCCAUGCGGCCCUGGAGGCUUCUUCUUUUUCCGGUGCUCCUCGCCGUCCUGGUCUCCGUCAGAGGCCAAGAUGAUUUCUCCUUAAGUGAUGCACUUUUUAAAGAAACUACAAAGAAGCCUCUUGUAAUUCCGAAGACUCCAUCAUCAGAUCUAGAUGAUUUGGACUUGAGCCAUGCUCUUGAUCCUGAUGAUCCCAAGCCACAUGCUCCUGCAAAUCCUGGAGAUGCUGAUAAGCCCAAGCAAGAUCAACCUAAAGGUUCUGGCACGUUUGAUGAUUCAGAUCUAUUGGAUGGCAAUUCCCCAAAAGGAGGAAGUGAUGGCAGUGGCAGCAAUGAACGAAAGGGCUCAACUCCAAAAGGUGGCCAAGAAGAGGAGGCUUCUCCUGGAGCAAUAGCUGGAAUUGUAAGUGCUGUGGCUGCUACUGCAAUUGGAGCAGUAUCUAGUUUCAUUGCUUACCAGAAGAAGAAACUCUGUUUCAAACAAAGCGCAGAUGAAGAGAAUGUGAAUAUGGAAAGCCAUAGGGGAGCACAAUCUGAGCCACCUGUUCAGCGUACACUUCUGGAGAACUAAAUUAAAGAAAGAGUGGUGAAGAACAGAUCUUUGAACUGGAUAAACAACCUGCAUUCUGCCAAAAAAAAAAAAAAAGGAAACAAAAAAAAGCAAAAUAUAAACAGCAGAGCCCAAAGUUUCAUGAGAAAACAGCUCUUGUUUGAAACACCUCUGGGACUGUGACUUAGACCCGAGUACUUCUGUGUGGUUAGCCCUGUGAAGCAUUGUGGCACACCAAUACAUGGCCUUAAUGACAGGGGUGUAGAAGUAUGUUGUGCCUUUACAUUUUUUCCUUUACUCCUCUGACAAAUGGGUGUGUCUCAAGCGCAUUCAGUGUGUUUAAUUUUUCCUUACCUCUCCAAAACUAAAAUGCAGUUAUUGUUUUUGUUAUGUUAUUGCUCUCAGGCAAUACAAACAUUUUUUUAAAUAAUCUGUACUCAGUGAAUAGACCAACCAACCAACUUGGUGUAUGUUGUGGGCACCUGAAAGCAAACAGCUCACUGUGUAUGGAUGGUGGAUCUGGGUGUGGGUUCUGCUGAUCCAAUCUCUGUAGCUGCCUGGGCCAGCUGCCAGGGAAGAGAUGCUUGUGCUUGAGCAUUCAGGAGACAAAAAUUCUGGUUUGUUUCUAGAUUUUUUUUUCAUUGCAUCUGUCUGGAACAGAUUGAGAAAACCCAAAGUUAAUGCACACCGAGCCUUCAUCCUGUCUGUCUCUUCCUGCUUGUCAAGUACUGAACUGGUCGGUUGUGGAAAAGCCUGUUUUUGCAGAUCAGAAACAUAGUUGGACUUUGUAUUUCUGGUGACGUUGAUGUUAAGCAUUGUCCAAACAGUUGUGGAUUAAGUACUUGGGAGUGGGGAUUAACAUCUUUAGACUUCUAUACCCAAAAGCUUAAGAGAAAAUAGGGUUGAAUUCAGAAGGUUUAUUAUACAUUUGUAAGGGACAGAAACAGUACCACAGCUCCAAACUACAGCACGACUGACCAGAACAAGCCAAUCUCAUUCCACAGGCAUCCACUGAACGGUAGAAAUAGCAAACAUGUGAGAAGUGCUUUUGGACUUGUGAAGGAUUCCCCUAGGAUGAUGACCUGUGGUUGCACCCUACUCUGAAAGCACUUGUGACCUGUGCUGUGGCUCUUGAAAGCAGCAGAAAUGUUUCGAGGAUCUGUGGAAACAUGGAAAACUACAACUCAUAACAGCCAAAGGACUAAAUCUGGAAUAAUAACGAGUUCUGUCAGGAAGGAAUGGUCUGACCAGUUUUGUUGGCUUUCAUUCUAAUUGCUUCAAAUUUUCAUGCAAUUUUACCAUAGGUGUCUUAUUAAUGGGCUUCAGCCACCUGACAAGGUUCUACAGGAAGGUGACAUUUCAUGGAACAUCUUAGAAUGUAGAAAUUAAUGAAUUUGGAUAUUAAACCUGUAAAUAUAGCUGUACAUUCAAAUAUGAAUGUAUGCCAAGGAUAAUUCAUUUAAGAAUUUCUUGUACAUGUUUCUUAGGUUGCAACAAAGCUUUUCUCCAAUGUUAGUGUUUUCUUAUGGAAUUGAUUUGUAAAUCUCUUUUUGCCCCACAUCUGCAUUUAGUAUAGAAUUGCUAAAGUCUUUAAGUGUGUUUGAGGGUGCAAAAGUGAUUCCUACAUAAACAUUUGGUUUAUGUAAAUACAGAGGAAAGAAAUGUACUACUUACCUACAUUAAUAAACAGAUAUAUCUAUGCCACAUGUAGAGCAAAUAAAAGUAAGUCCGUGUUUGUUAGAGUUAAAAUGGCAGGAGGAGUUCAAACUGGCUUUUAGCUAACCAAGACUCUUGAACUCUUUUUCAGCUUUUGUGAGCCUAAAAAUUACUUAAGACCUAUCAACGUUGUGAUUUUUUUCUAAAAAUAAAUUUAAAAAAUGAUUUCUGUGUUCGUCUUCUCAGUAGUUCUGAAAAUAAAAAACUUGGUGCUCAAUCACCUAGGGAA